Dendrobium catenatum is the source of this 1439-nucleotide messenger RNA. Its product is annotated as tobamovirus multiplication protein 3. The coding region runs from base 152 to 1003 and encodes 283 amino acids. Lineage: Eukaryota; Viridiplantae; Streptophyta; Magnoliopsida; Asparagales; Orchidaceae. The record is from RefSeq and is a predicted model, not a curated record. The transcript has 11 exons.
UCUACCAUAAAAUUAAAAUGUAUUCCAUCCCUAUCUGAUUCUUCUCUCUUUGUCUCUCAAAAAGCCAAAUCUUGCUUUCCUGAAUUUUCAUCGAAUUCUCAAGAUUCCGGCACCGGCGACCGCUCGAGAACCAUAUAUUAGUUUGACCGGAAUGGCGUCGGUGGCAACUUCCGUUGUCAGCAGCGCCUCGGAUUGGUGGGAGGAGAUGAAUGAAUCCGCGGUUUGGCAGAAUCGGAUCUUCUUCACCCUAGCGUCGCUUUUUGGAUUGAUUUCCGCAGUUGCCCUCAUACAAUUGAUCAGAAUCGAGUGCAGGGUUCCAGAGUAUGGAUGGACUACGCAGAAGGUGUUUCACUUAUUGAAUUUCCUUGUUAAUGGAGUUCGAUCUAUCGUCUUUGUAUUCCGUCAUGGUGUGCAGAAAAUAAAACCUGAGAUUUUGCAGCACAUCCUUCUUGAUAUGCCUGCCCUUGCAUUCUUCACCACAUAUGCGCUGCUGGCACUCUUUUGGGCUGAGAUAUAUUACCAGGCAAGGGGAGUGCCAACUGAUGGGUUAAGACCAACUUUCUUUUCGAUCAAUGCAGUGGUUUAUGUUGUGCAGAUUUUGCUGUGGCUGCUUAUGUGGUGGAAGCCCGUUCAAGUCAUUAUCAUCCUGUCCAAAAUAUUUUUUGCUGGUGCCUCAUUGCUUGCUGCCCUUGGUUUCCUUCUUUAUGGUGGAAGGCUUUUCCUGAUGUUGCAACGUUUUCCUGUUGAAUCAAAAGGAAGGCGCAAGAAAUUGCACGAAGUUGGCUAUGUGACAACCAUAUGCUUUACCUGUUUCUUGAUUAGAUGCAUCAUGAUGUGCUUCAAUGCAUUUGACAAAGCUGCUGACAUUGAUGUUCUGGACCAUCCAGUUUUGAACUUAAUUUACUACUUGCUGGUGGAAAUUCUCCCUUCAUCUCUAGUUCUUUUCAUUUUGAGGAAGCUACCACCCAAACGAGGAAUCACACAAUACCACCCCAUCCGCUGACCGCCUGCUCAUGAUAGAUCUUCCACAAGAUGAAUUCCUUGGUCUUUGAAGAAGCUAUGGUCCCCGAACACAGACCGUUUACAAGCAGUUGGUUCAGUAGGUCUUUCUACAGUGGUUGAAAUGCUUGGAUUUGCUUUAUAGAAGGUGCGGUGACCUAUCAAAGUCUGUCAUGUCUAUAUAAUAUUUAGUCUUUCUGUACGAACCAUGUUUUUUCUUGAUUCUAUCAUGCCGGCAUUCUCAAAACCUGUGUUCUCUUGACCAGAUCUUUUGUGGAUUUGUCUGUAUUUUUCUUUUGUAGUGUACAGGAAACUUACAAUCUGUAAACUUUUCUCUCUAUGUUUUGUGUGCCUACAUAAGCUAGAAAUUUGCAUUCUUGCUGUCAAACUAUCAAAGCAGAUCAUUGUACCCGGUAUUACUUUUCUUGCCUGAUUCAAAA